AUGAAGUUUCCUGGAGGACAGAAAUAUCUGGGUUUUCACUGUGAUUCAAAGUAUAAGUUUGACUCCUAUCAGAAGUCCUAUCUGCCAGUGCUGCAGAAGAGCAAAAUUCAGAAAACUAGAGUGAAACCACUCUGUUAUCAAAACUCCACAAUGACCUUACUAAGAAGCUGGAUUUCAGUCCUAAUGGCAUUUCUUCUUCUCUUAUAUUUUUGGAGAGCAAAGGUCUAUGCUUCUGGAAACCCAGAGGAGGAAAUAGAUUUCACUUAUGUGACUAUAGGAGCUACACUGGGAGCAUUGAUAGCAAUCGCUUUUGUAGCAAUAAUAAUCUGCAUGAUCAAAAAGCAAAUGAUUGACAACGUCUUCGGAGAGUCAGAUGGCAAAAUGGAUAGAAGGUCAAACAUGGGAUCAAGCCAAAACAGAGAUGAUGUCAACAUACUACAAAAACAAAGUACAGGUGAUCAAUAAUCCUUUUGAAAUCAACACUUACCUGAUCUGAGGAUGAACAGAAGUCUCUUGUGCACAGCCAGAAAUCUCACCAAUACUGAUUCCUUUCUUUGUGCUUUAAUUGAAAGACUGAUUGAUUACAGGAAGAGCUUGUAGUGCAUGCUAACUUCAAUCACCUGUAGACAAAGAGCCUGCAAUCAACAACAGCAAGGAUAGGAAAGAAAUGAGAAAGACAAGAGAUGAGCUCUGCUCAUUAUUAAAUUCUGUUUAGUCUGCAAUAUGUAUAUGAUUGAUUUCUAAAAUCAGUUAAAUACAGGGUAAUUAAAAAGGUAGCAAUACAUUUCAGCAGCAUAAUUCAUGGUCACUCCCAUAUUUCAAGAUAGGUCAAUAAUGACUGAAGUAAAUUUAAAACCAUUCGUCUGAGGUUGAAGUAAAACAAGGCUCCUCAAAAUUUUCAGGAAAUAGAUAUUUUGUGUUAAUAGGAAAACAUGUCACACUAAAGUUAUAUGUUUUUUUCACUUAAAGACCGAUGUCUUGUUGAACUGUAGGUGGUAGUGCUCAUUUCAGCCAAAUAAAUGAAUUGUGGUAAUUUAAAAUGAAAAAUUCAUUUUGAAAUAAUGUGGGGGGUUGUUUGUUUGGUUUUGUGUUUGGUUUGGUUUUUUGUUUUUGUUUUGAGUAUAAAAACCUGUUUGAAAACAGGUUUAUACUAAAAAAAAAAGUUUCUGGACAUCUGAAACAAAACAAGCUAAUCUGGAAUUUCCAAAAUUCACAUAUCCCUGGUUUCUUAGUAUAAAACAAUGCAUUAAGAUAAAUCAGAAAUUGCAAAUAAUUUCAGUCUUCCACCCCUUUGUUCUUGUUAUAGCCUAAUAUAUUCUGUUGAAUUUGACUUCUUCAAAUUUGCUUUGCCUGGCUCCAAUUAGUGGGAGCGACAAGAAGAAAAAGUAGAGCUUUGUUUGAGAAUGUUUAGAAUAGUUUAAGUAAUUUUAAAUGGUUUAAACCCAAGUUACUUUGUAACAUUCCAGCUUUUCCAAAUUUUGGGAACCUGUGCCUUCAGCAUCAGUGCAGAAAAUAAUGUUCUGUUCUGUUUAAUCCAGUUCGUUCAAGAACGCUGUAUUAUAACAGAUAUUGGCAUCACAAUGUGCAAGAAAAGCAGGAAGUUUUUUGGUGUGGUUUUUCUGUGUGUGUGUGUUUUUUGGGGGUUUUUUUGGUGUUGGUUUUUUUUUUUUUUUAAUUUUAUUUCAAGCCAGGCUUUGCUUUUGGCUUCUGAACACAGGGUAGGAAACGUCACCCACGGGAGCUCUGGGAACAGCAACGCCAUGCUGGGCAUCCUCUGUUAUUCCUACAGCUCCUCUCAGGAAACCCAGCAGGACUCAAAGGCUUGAGAGCCUCAGGUAGAGAGCACACACAACAAUAAGUAACAUCACUGGUAUUUCACAGGCAUAGCUGUUACAUUGUAGCAUUACAGGAUGACUCCGCUGUCUUAUGGCAACUUACUAUCCAGAUCCAAAGACCACAAACUGUAAAUAGACUGGGUCUUCCUAAACUUUUAGCUGAGGCCAAUGUCUAUAGACUUUUGGAUUUUUUAAAUCUCUCAUCUAACAUACAUUCCUAAAGUUAACCUUUAAACCAGUGUCUGCUCUCAGUUAUACCAUAUGGCAGAUCAUAACAAAUAAAGUUCUUUCCAGUUCUUCA
Messenger RNA from Apus apus (common swift), 2136 nucleotides. RefSeq names its product transmembrane protein 273 (gene TMEM273). The coding region runs from base 1 to 465 and encodes 154 amino acids. The record is from RefSeq and is a predicted model, not a curated record. The transcript has 7 exons. Lineage: Eukaryota; Metazoa; Chordata; Aves; Apodiformes; Apodidae.